CUGGGCAGCAUUCGUUGAGUCUCAGGGGGGCGGGGUGGACUACGAAGAUAGGGAACUAGAUUGAGGUCGAUGCUGAUGUAAAUUAUUAAUACGAACAGACACAGGAGUAUACUUAUACAGACAAAAACAAAGAGUUGUUCUUCCAAAUAAGAAGAAAGAGAAACCCAAACACGAUGGUGGAACCGGACGUGGACAAGAGCAUGAGCCAGAUCGUAGAGGAGCUGGUGUACGAGAAGAUGUGCCUGAAGAAAGAGGUCAAGCAGCUGCAGCUGGAGCUGCUGGAUCGCACCACGCAGGGCUACUCGAAAAAGUCGCUCAAUGCGGGAGGCCAGUUCAAAGGCUCCAUGAUUGUCGGUACAGAACGCUUGUUGAAGUUGUGACGUUUAUUCUUUCGUUUGAAUGAAUUACUGUGUUUAAAACUGGUUACUUUCAGUUCCAAUUUAUUGUUAUGUUUUAUCUUCUUCUACUUCAACAUCGCGUCCAAAUGAACUCCAGGAUCUUCCUCCGCGAGCUCCUCUAGCCUCGUGACGAACAAUGGACUGGUCCGCGAUUCGCCCACGAAGCGAAAGACCCGGGGUGGCGCGGCGAUCUUGAACAGCCAGAAAUAUCUGAAGAGCAACUACGGGGUCAGCUCUCUUCCGUCCGAACUACCGGGGGAGGAGCUAGACCAGCUGGAACGCCGGCACCAGACCACCGCCCGGGAACUCGACACGAAGACGCUGGAAUUGUCGGAGGCAAAGAUGCGGAUCGAAACACUGGAGCUCGAGGUGAAAUGGCUCCAGGACGCGCGCAACGCAGUGGCACGGGGUGGAUCACCAGCGGUGGGUGAUCAAGUUCUACUACCGGGUGGCGAGGACGGGGGUGGUCUUAUUUCUGCCGCGGUCGCUGACCCGCCUGCUGCCACGUUAGAAUCUACUUCCAGUGGCGCGAGGCCGCCGACCCGUGACGCUGUAGUUGUCCGCAGGGAUAGCUCGCUCUUCCUGCAAUGUGCGACAACGCCCGUUGACAUCGUCGCGCCUCCUGCCGCCGAGCCAGACCGUGUUUUGGUGGUGUCGCCGAAACGGGUGGCUGGUGCACCAUCCGCGAGCACAGUAGCGGAGUAUUUUUUCGAAGACAUGGGGACGCUGAACCUGAAUGUUGCUCUCCAAAAGGAGCAGGACAUGGCGAUCGAGGAAGUUGCUAGCAACACCGGUUCCGAGGCUGUCUUCACAUGCGGACCGACGGAACAAGGCGCCAAGGCUGGUUUCUCGGCGAAGAGCAAGCUGGUGAGAUGUUUCUUUGUGCGUAGGGCAUUUGAUGUUCUUUUAUUCGGGAAAUUUCUUUUGAUCCCCUGCUCCUCAAAUAAAGUGCACAGAACAUAAGUUAGCACAUGACUCAUACAAACUCAGGCACUUUUCGCACUGCUUGAGCGGGAAAAUGAACACGUGGCGAGCAGCCUACGGCAAGCGGUGUUUCUACAGUGGAGGCACGUUGUCUCCGUGUCACGUCGCGCCGCUCUGUCAACUGCUGUUCAAACGCAGAAGAAAGAGUUGCAAGGCGCACGAACGCAGCUUGACGCAACCACGUCCAAGCAUCGCGACCAACUCGCACAGCUAUCGGAGUCCUGGACCACCAAGAUUUGCACCGUUGAGGCAGCGGCGGCGCGCGAGAGCCAGGCGCAGAAGGGACGAAUCACGGCUCUGGCGCAAGAGGUUGAAGUGGCCAAGGAGGCAGAGCAAAAGUCACGGCAUGAAUACGAAGCCCGGAUCGCGGAGCUCGAAUCUGCUCUGGAAAGGGCGCAAGCGGACAGCGCAGCUGCACAAACAGCACUGCGAGACGAACAGAUUACGCGGAAGAAUGCGGAAACAGUGUUGCAGGAAGCUCGUGCUGAGUUGGAAGCAACAAUCGAGGGGCUACGCCAGCAAUUGCGAGAUGUGGAGGAGCGCGAGCGCAAAAUCACCGAGGAAGCGGAGGAGCUGCGGAAACGAUACAAUCAAUUGCUGAGCACUCUGGAAUCUGCUACGGGUGCUGAUCAGUACUCGGAAAAGAAGCGAAUUGCGAGAGAGCAAACACUGCUGAAGGAAAUUGCGGCCUUGAAGAAGGAGCUCGGCCGAGACCCUAGCUUUUCACCGUCGAAACAAGGCGCAGCCUGAGCUUGCCAGCUUCGGAAGGCUGUAAGUACCUACUUACGAAAGAACAUAUGUCAAGGUACGGCAGCAGCUGCGCGUAGUUGUACUCGUAUUAUGGCAUUGCUUCUCUCUCAGAAACGCCCGAUCGAUCAUCGGUUUUUCUUAAAGGACCGCUUUAGCUUUCGCUUAGUUCUGCAAGUUCACAAG
This is a messenger RNA of Amoebophrya sp. A120, 2315 nucleotides long. The record is from the annotation of a GenBank genome assembly. Lineage: Eukaryota; Dinophyceae; Syndiniales; Amoebophryaceae.